GUCACUUGUUUCCUCUCUGGCACUUCAGCCUGUUUCCUCCACGAAGACGCAGCUGCCGCUCACAUGCCCUCCUGCCUUCCUGCCCCAACUACCCCCACCAGCCACAUCUGCCCCCCACCGGCCACAUCUGCCCCCCACCGGCCACACCUGCCCCUCCUGCUCCACAUCUGCCCCUCCUGCUCCACAUCUGCCUCCGCGUCCCUGAAGUAUCUGGUACGAGUUAAAGAGCUUGUUUUGAAACAAGAGCCAUGACGGGGAACUCCAGCAGAGCCAGGCUUGACAACGCCACGCUGUCCCUGUUCCAGGACGCUAACACCAGCCUGGCCAUCUCCGUGGUCUACAUGGUGGUCACCUCCGUCAACCUGGUGGGCAACGGCCUGUCCAUGUGGCUGCUGCUCUUCCGCACCUCCCCCAAGACUCCCUCCAUCAUCUUCAUGAUCAACCUGACCCUGACGGACCUGGCGCUGGGCACCGCGCUGCCCUUCCAGAUCUCCUACCAGCUCCGGGGAUACGACUGGACGCUGGGCUCCAACAUGUGCAGCCUCCUGACCCUGGUGUUCUACACCAACAUGUACUGCUCCGUCCUCACCAUGACGGCCAUCGGCGUCGACCGCUACCUGGGCAUCGUGCGGCCGAUGCUGCUGCGGGGCCGGCAGAGGAAGUGGGUGGCCGUGGCCGUCUGCCUGCUGAUGUGGGCGCUGGUCCUCGGGGUGCUGCACCCCCUCAUGACCACCGACCUCACCUUCCACGUCCCCGAGCUCGGCAUCACCACCUGCUUCGACGUGCUGAAGAAGUCCAUGCUGCCGUCGGUGUCGGCGUGGGCCGCCUUCCUCUUCGGCAUGGUGGUCAUCCUGUUCCUGCUGCCCUUCUGCGUCACCACCUUCUGCUACGUCAGCGUUAUCGUCCGGCUGGGCCGCGACGCCCGGACGGCCCAGAAGCGGCGGGCCGUCCGGCUGGCGGCCGUGGUGCUGCUGGUGUUCGUGCUCUGCUUCCUGCCCAACAACGCGCUGCUGCUGCUGCACAGCGUGAUGCGGCUGUUCUACGGCCGCUCGCUGUACGCCGCCUACAAGCUGAGCCUCUGCCUCAGCUGCCUCAACAGCUGCCUGGACCCCUUCAUCUACUACUUCGCCUGCAAGGACUUCAGGCUGAAGCUGAGGGAGAUCAUGAACCUGCACAGCCUCGGCAGCGCCGACUCAAUGAAGAUGGAGCAGAAAGACACGCUGUACUCUGGACAGUGAGCUAGCAAAGCUCUGUAGAGCAACGUAUCGUGAUGCAAAAGCCGCCGCAGCAGGAAGAACGUAAACAUUUAGCAGAUGGAGGUGUGAACGAGUGUGUUCAGCUCUUUUCUGGGUUCAGAUUUUAAAAUGCCUCAAAAAUGCCUUUAAAGUGACUUUUGUAAGUGAAUGUGAAUAAAGCCUGUUAUGUUAGCCUGAUUUUCCUAUAAAAAAAUAUGGUGUUUUUGUUUUACAUAUAUGUGUGUGUGUGUGUGUGUGUGUGUGUGUGUGUGUGUGUGUGUGUGUGUGUGUGUGUGUGUGUGUGUGUGUGUGUGUGUGUGUGUGUGUGUGUGUGUGUGUGUGUGUGUGUGUGUGUAAGCAAGUAUUAUCUCUGUUCUGUGACAUGUGAUCUUGAAUUGAUGUUUCACCUUUUCGUCUCAAAUAAAGCUCUUUGAAUUUUUUAUUUUGUAUGAACGAGUGUGUUCAGCUCUUUUCUGGGUUCAGAUUUUAAAAUGCCUCAACGUGACUUUUCUUGUGAUACAUAGAACCCAAAGAUGGACAUUUAUAUCCAAGUAUUAUUCUGGCAUUUGUUCUUCCCGUUUAAAAAAAAGCUUCUCUCUUGUAUAUUAUGUUUAUUUUUAACAACAUAUGUAGCAUGAACAUGUGUAAAUGAAUGUGAAUAAAGCCUGUUAUGUUAGCCUGAUUUUCCUAUUACAUACACACACACACACACACAUAUAUAUAUAUAUAUAUAUAUAUAUAUAUACUAUGAUGUAGGCAGGUGGAAGCAGCAGCCGGAUGACCAGAGAGGGGGGGGCGGGACCGCAGGCCAGAACGCAGCUCCCGAGGCUCCGGCCUGCAAACAUGCACAAAAGAGAAAAAAGGGGGGCCGGCACAAGAAACUACAGGAACGAUGGACAAAAAUAGCUAUGAGAUAUUUAUAAUAAAUAAAAAUGGAAAUGGAGAAGAGAGGAAGGGAAGAGGAGAGGAGAAGAAGGUUGAGAGGCACCGCCCAGUGGAUCAUGUCGGUGUGUGUGUGUGUAAGAUAUAUAUG
This is a messenger RNA of Cololabis saira (Pacific saury), 2268 nucleotides long. Its product is annotated as P2Y purinoceptor 8-like. NCBI's taxonomy places the organism in Eukaryota, Metazoa, Chordata, Actinopteri, Beloniformes, Belonidae. Gene Ontology annotation, biological process: positive regulation of Rho protein signal transduction; phospholipase C-activating G protein-coupled receptor signaling pathway. The record is from RefSeq and is a predicted model, not a curated record. The transcript is spliced from 3 exons. Gene Ontology annotation, molecular function: G protein-coupled receptor activity. The coding region runs from base 249 to 1238 and encodes 329 amino acids. Gene Ontology annotation, cellular component: membrane.